Messenger RNA from Paramecium pentaurelia, 767 nucleotides. NCBI's taxonomy places the organism in Eukaryota, Ciliophora, Oligohymenophorea, Peniculida, Parameciidae. The record is from the annotation of a GenBank genome assembly.
UGAUGAGUGAUUAUAACAAACUAAAGUUGUACAAAUUAACUAAACCAGAAACAUUCUCUUUGUCAUUUUAUGAUGCUUAUAAAGAAUACUAAGAAUGGCUUAACAAUUCUAACAAUCCUUAAAGACAACCGCGAAAAUCUCAUAAAUGGCAUUCUAACAUUACAGAUUAUUUUAAUUAUGGUUUUAAUGAACAUACUAUGCAAAUUUAUGUGCAUAAAAUUACAUAAUUAACAGAGACUUAUAGAAAGUAUAGACUAUAAUAUGCUGAAAAAUGUGAUAAUUCAAAAGAAACAAUAUUUAAUUCAGCUUAGGAAAUUAGAAGACUAUCCAAAGAUGUUUAUCCAAUUGAUUUAGGUGGAAUAUUUAUACCUGUUGAUGAUAAAGUCUUUGAUUUUGGUUUUAAAUUUUAAGUUGAAAAUUUAUAUGAAUAAUAUAAUAAUUAAUCUAGCAAUGAAAAAUUGUUGUAAAAUUAAUACCAUUGCACUGGUGAAGCAUUAAUAUUUAAAUCCAAAUUUAUUUCUGAUAUUUAUAGAAAAUAGGUAAAAGAUAUUUAAGAUCUCUAUAAAUAAUAUAAGAAAGAACAUUAAAGAGAUUUAUAUCUAUUAAAUACAGCAGUCAAAGUAUUUCCUAUUUAAAAAGAGGAUGAUUUUACUAAUUAAAUUGCAUAACUUGUUAAAAAUCUUGCUAUUAAAUAAGAAAAAAAGGAUAGACAUGAAAGACGUGAAAGAUCAAGAACACCUAAAAAGAAUAGAUCUAAUAAAAAUUGA